GAGAUUACACAGUACGCGCACGAUAAGAGCCAUCAUCUUGUCCUUAUUUAUAACUCACGAAUCACAUAUUUUAAAAGUAAUCUGAGUGUUUAUUUUGUGCAGCAGAUUCCGUCGGCGGUGAAAGAACUAUUUUGUGAAUGACCUACAUACGGUAAAUGCUGUCUAUACCUUGCCCCUAUUGACGCACUCCUGUGAAAUCCGGUCUGUCUACUUCAGAGGUGUUUUCUCACGUAGGCCAAUAUAUGAGGAAUUCAUUAUAAAUUAGCAGAACGUAUCAAGAAGUUUAACGAUGUUCACCUUAAUCGAAGGUCUAAAGUAUGGUGCAGCAGCCGCAAUGGGGUUGUUUUCGGGUGGCGCAUUAUACAUUAAUGCGGUGGAGCAUCACAGUCGGCGAACACUUCCAGUGGAGGCUCAGAGGCAGCAAUGGGCCAACAGCUUCAAUACCGCUAAGAUAUUCCUGCCGUCAAUCGGGACGAUAGGUGCAGGCUGCUCGACUGCCCUGUUCUUCCUGGACGAGUCGGAGUAUAAGUACUACUGGCUGGUGGGGCCGGUCCAGUUCGUACUCGGAGGUAUCUUUACAGUGGUAAUGAUGCUACCAGAGAUCAACAUCCUCUUGGACAAGGGAGUAGUCGGAAAGAAAGGUGAGAUGUGGGUCCGUGGUGCCAUAGACAGAUGGAACUAUCGUCAUAUGUUUAGGACCUUCAUAGAUGGCGCCACCUAUUUCCUCUUCCUGUACCUUGCAAUGAAAUCAUAAACAUAUGGGAUGAAGGAAUAUCAUUUUUCCUAUACCUUUACAUAAUGUUACAAUGGUUGACUCCAUGUAAUUAUUAUACAUCUGUAUCAACAUUUCAUUUAUAGCACAUGGAUUUUAUCUACACUUGUUCUUCGUAAUAAAGCAAUUUAAAACAUGAGAA
Pecten maximus is the source of this 914-nucleotide messenger RNA. RefSeq lists its product as uncharacterized. NCBI's taxonomy places the organism in Eukaryota, Metazoa, Mollusca, Bivalvia, Pectinida, Pectinidae. The coding region runs from base 290 to 754 and encodes 154 amino acids. The transcript has 3 exons. The record is from RefSeq and is a predicted model, not a curated record.